AUGAACGGUACUCCGAAGCACGAACACCGAAGGUCCCUCGACACCGUUCUAGAGAAGAUAAUUGCCGGUACCGGUACAUUGCCGGAAACUGAGUCCAAUUCUGUUGCUAACAGAAAUGUCGAGGUCAGUCUUAAUCUUCAAGACAAUCACGCUGCCGUUCUUCACGACGUCGAGCCAGUAUAUGCCAUUAACAUCGACGAUGAUGUUAAAACUAGCGGGAACGAAAACUCAGCGCCGGAUACGAAGCUGCCGUCGACCAGGAGAAGCACUUCCAAGAUGUUGCGGCAGUUCUCACAUAGGAUCAAAACCGAGGCGGUUGCAAAGGUAAAGCAGUUUUCGCACGAGUUUAAUCGGUUAACAUUCAAUCCCGGCGGAUCUGAAGAGGCGUUGCUGGCUAGAGAUCUUAGGAAACAACGCGCGCAGCUUGAUCGUAAUCGCUCCGGUGCUAAGAAAGCGCUACGUGGAUUGAAAUUUAUUAGCAGUAAAUCCAACGACGGUGAUGCCUGGAACGAUGUGCAGAGCAAUUUUGAUAGAUUUGCCAAUAACGGUUUUCUCCAUCGCACUGAUUUUGCCCAAUGCAUAGGCAUGGGAGAUUCUAAGGAGUUUGGUUUGGAAAUAUUUGAUGCUUUGAAUCGUAAACGAAGAAUGAAGGUUGACAAGAUCAAUAAAGAUGAACUUCGUCAAUUUUGGUUGCAAAUUACCGAUCAGAGUUUUGAUUCGCGGCUUCUUAUUUUCUUUAACAUGGUGGACAAAAAUGAAGACGGUAUACUCAACAAAGAAGAAGUGAAAGAGAUCAUUGCACUAAGUGCUUCAGCAAAUAAGUUGUCCAGAUUAAAGGAGCAGGCUCAAGAAUAUGCAGAUUUAAUCAUGGAAGAGUUAGACCCUGAAAGACUUGGUUACAUUGAGCUAUGGCAAUUGGAGACACUUUUGUUACAAAAGGAUGCAUACAUAGGCUACAGCCGGGCUCCAAGCUACCCAAGUCAAGCUCUGAACAAGAACCCACAAGGACUAUGGAGGAUAACUCUAAUUGGUAGGAUGAGUCACAGGUUGCUAUACUACUUAGAAGAAAAUUGGAAGAGACUUUGGGUUUUAACACUGUGGAUUUCCAUAAUGAUUGGACUGUUUAUGUGGAAGUUCAUCCAAUACAAGCAAAAAGAUGCUUAUAAUAUCAUGGGUUACUGUCUACUCACGGCGAAAGGCGCGGCUGAGACCCUGAAGUUCAAUAUGGCUCUUAUACUCUUGCCUGUAUGCAGAAACACCAUAACAUGGCUCAGGUCUACUAAACUGGCUUACAUUGUACCUUUUGAUGAUAACAUCAACUUUCACAAGACAAUUGCGGCGGCCAUAGUCAUUGGAGUUACGCUUCAUGUCGGAAAUCACCUAACAUGUGAUUUUCCAAGACUUGUAAAUUCCUCCGAAGAUGAGUAUAAGAAGUAUUUAAAUGAUGCAUUUGGCGAUCAUAAACCCAGUUAUGGAGAUCUUGUUAUAGGGAUUGAGGGUGUGACUGGAAUUUUGAUGGUGAUUUUCAUGGCCAUAGCAUUUUUACUUGCAACAACAAGGUUCAGGAGAAAUCUCAUUAAGCUUCCCAAACCACUUAAUAGGCUGACAGGUUUCAAUGCCUUUUGGUAUUCACACCAUCUAUUUGUCAUUGUCUAUGUGCUGCUCAUCAUUCACGGAAUAAAUCUUUUCCUCGUGCGCGAACGGAUCUAUCAAACGACAUGGAUGUAUCUUGUAGUUCCAAUCUUACUUUAUGCAGGAGAAAGAAUACUCAGAUUCUUCCGUUCUGAUUUUUACACAGUCAGUCUUAUAAAGGUUGCAAUCUAUCCUGGAAAUGUUCUCACGUUGCAAAUGUCAAAGCCGCCUCGAUUUCGUUACAAGAGCGGACAAUAUAUGUUUGUCCAAUGUCCCACCAUUUCUCUAUUUGAGUGGCAUCCGUUUUCUAUUACCUCAGCACCGGGCGAUGACUACCUGAGUGUUCACAUCCGGACACUGGGUGAUUGGACACAGGAGCUUAAGAGAGUAUUCUCUGAGGCAUGUGAGCCUCCCUUAGCUGGGAAGAGUGGUCUUCUCAGGGCAGAUGAAACCACCAAGAAAAGUUUACCUAAGCUAAGAAUUGAUGGACCUUACGGUGCACCAGCACAGGACUAUGCAAAAUAUGAUGUCUUGUUACUUGUUGGUCUUGGAAUAGGAGCAACACCUUUUAUCAGCAUUCUAAAAGAUCUUCUUAACAAGCAGAAGAAAACAGUGGCGACUACCAGCACUUAUUUCUACUGGGUAACAAGAGAACAAAGUUCUUUUGAUUGGUUUAAAGGGGUUAUGAACCAAGUUAAUGAAAUAGAUCAGAAGGGUGUUAUUGAGAUGCACAACUACUUGACUAGUGUAUACGAGGAAGGUGAUGCAAGAUCCACCCUCAUCACCAUGGUGCAAGCCCUCAACCAUGCGAAAAAGGGAGUUGAUAUUGUUUCUGGGACUCGGGUGCGAACUCAUUUUGCAAGGCCUAAUUGGAAAAAGGUUUUCUCUGAAAUAUGUUCUAAGCAUUGUAGUAAGCGAAUAGGAGUAUUUUAUUGUGGAGCACCAAUUUUGGCCAAAGAAUUGAGCAAGCUCUGCUCCGAGUUCAACAAAAAAGGUGCAUCAAAAUCAAAAUUUGAGUUCCACAAAGAGCAUUUCUAA
Lathyrus sativus (Indian pea) is the source of this 2670-nucleotide messenger RNA. Lineage: Eukaryota; Viridiplantae; Streptophyta; Magnoliopsida; Fabales; Fabaceae. The record is from the annotation of a GenBank genome assembly.